Mesorhabditis belari is the source of this 4092-nucleotide messenger RNA. The record is from the annotation of a GenBank genome assembly. Lineage: Eukaryota; Metazoa; Nematoda; Chromadorea; Rhabditida; Rhabditidae.
AUGAAGAGAUGCCUGGGUCGUCUCGGUCUCCGAGACCCCUCACCAGAUCCCGAUGAAAGCCAUUUAAACAGUCGAACUGAUGGAGCCACACAUGGAGGACUCAAUACGUUACAUGACAACACUUCUCAUCACUCUCACUCCGAUCCAGAGGCGCCAUCGAUUAGCGUGGAAAGUCGGGAAGAUGAAUCAACCCGAUUAAGUCGAAGGAGCUCCGUUUUGAAUGACUUGAUGGCACUAUUCCGAAGAUCCUCCAGUUUCCAUAUUAAAGCUCAUCGCAUCAAAGGGAGCACUGAUGAUAUGGAUGAAGACGAAGAGGAAGAAGAUAAUCGGAACUUUACAAAGGACAAAAUAUUGGAAGCAAUCCGUUACAAGAAGGAGAUCAUCAGCAAUCUGAAGAAGCAGAACUGGAAUAUGAAGCGAAAGAGACGGACGUUGAUAGUCGCUAGACGACACUUGCAACGACAAGAGGCGAAAGUCUCGCGGAUACAGCUCUGGAAAUCGGAGCUCGGUCGCCGCUUCACACAGUUGAGUCGAUGGACGAACAAUUUGAAAAUAUAUCUGAUCCCCUGGGAAGCGAAGAUAAAAAGAAUUGAAAGCCAUUAUGGAUCGGUGGUUUCCUCGUAUUUCACGUAUCUUCGAUGGAUUCUCGGCAUCAACGUGAUGAUGUCACUGAUAAUGGCACUUUUUGUGAUCAUUCCUGAGUGGCUAGCCGAUGCGCGGGCUCCAAUUGGCAGCGCUCGAUACAACAAAACAAUGCAUUUAAAGGUGAUGCCGGAGGAUGUGCGCGAGCGCGCUGACGAGCUGAUGACCAUUUGGGACUUCGGGGGUCAUUUCCAAUAUUCACUUCUUUUUUACGGGUUUUAUUCAAAAGAGACAUACUUUGGAGACACCGUUCAAUACCGGGUCCCCGUCGCCUAUUUUCUCGUCAAUUUGCUCAUCCUCGCCUACUCGUUUUUCAUCAUACUACGGAAAAUGGCCGCUAAUUCUCGAACGAGUAAGCUGUCAUCUGGAAAAACCGAACAGUAUGUGUUCAAUUGGAAAAGCAUGACUGGAUGGGAUUACACGAUUGGAAACGCGGAGACAGCUGGCAAUGUACACAUGGCAAAUGUGAUCAAGUUUCGGGAAGCAAUCGCCGAAUUCAACGUCAAACUGAAAAACAAAGCUCAUUUUCUGCAAAUCAUGCAACGAAUACUGGCAAAUUUGUUGAUUCUUUGCCUUUUGGUCUUCUCAGGAUGGGCGAUUUGGUGGACGGGAAAUAUCGAACCGAAAGACACAUUCAUUAAACAAAACGCGGUGCCCAUUGUAGUGUCAUUCAUCACUCUGAUCUUCCCAAACAUUUUCGAAAUCAUCGGCAAAAUGGAGAAACUUCACCCGAGGACGGCUUUGCGAUUUCAACUUGUCAGAGUCUCUGCUUUAUACAUCAUCAACUUUUACACCUUCUUCUUGUCCCUUUUCCAAUUGUUGAACAAAAUCGACGCCGACCGGAGGGAAUUGAGGGACAAAUACAAGGCAGAACAGGCUCGCUAUGAUGUCAGCCAUUCAAGAUCUCUGCGUCAACUACUCGGUGUGAGCGAUACAACAACCACUCCACUACCGCCAUCACCAUGGACUACAGUUUUCUCUGAUUUCGGUCCCUUUGGUGUGCAAAAUCCUCGAGCUGCUAUGUCGCAUCCGGGACAAUUGGCCAAUCAAAAUGUGACGGUUUUCAUUUCACAGGUCCUUGGCCCAAAUCUCAACUUCAACGCUUCCGCACCGAUCAAAUUGAACUACACCGAUCAUUUCUCGACUUUCGCUCAGACAACCGUUCCCGCAUUCCUCCAAAGUCAAAUGGAAGAUUUGUGCUGGGAAACGAAAAUUGGACAAGAAAUCACAAAAGUGGUGACAAUGGACUUACUAAUGACACUGCUUGCUAUUCUCGUAAUCGAUUUUUUCCGUGGUCUCUUCAUUCGAUACACGAACACUUGGUGGUGUUGGAAUCUCGAGAAAACUUUCCCAGAAUACGGAGAGUUCAAAGUGGCCGAGAAUGUACUUCACCUUGUCAACAAUCAGGGAAUGAUCUGGAUGGGACUUUUCUUUGUACCAAUGCUGCCAUUCAUCAACAAUAUCAAGCUAAUCAUUUUGAUGUACAUUCGAGCGUGGGCCUGUAUGACAUGCAAUGUACCAGCAAGGCAGAUAUUCCGAGCAUCUAGAUCUUCGAAUUUCUAUUUAUUCCUUCUGCUGGUCAUGCUAUUCAUUUGCACGGUACCAGUUGGAUAUGUAAUUGCCUCAAAGCAACCGUCGAAGAAUUGUGGACCUUUCAAAGAAUCCAAACACUUCUACAGCGUGAUUCUCGAUGUGCUGAAUGACAACUUACCGCAUAAUGUUGUUGAAGCAAUCCAGUACAUGUCCUCUCCAGGCAUCAUCAUACCAAUUCUACUUCUGUUAUUAUUGAUCAUUUACUUUUUAUUCGCUUUGGUCAGAGGAUUGAAAGAAGCGAAUCAGGAUCUAACAAAGCAGCUUACACAGGAAAGAACAGAAGAAAAGAAGAAAAUCUUCGAAUUGGCUGGCGGGAAGAAACAACGGGAUAAAAUGUUAGAGAGACGAAAGAAGAAUUUGGAGAAGAAAAAUAAUACGACGACAGCGAAGCAGUACAGCUCGGACGAAGAAUCUCAUCGUAUCUCAAAGAUGUCCUCGACUUCAGGAAGACCAUUUGUGCCGUCAUUGGGAAGCGUUUCUGAGGUUGACGGCACUGAUGGAGAAGAUGAGUUCGAGAAAGAAGAGCAACGCGAGGAAAUGGCCGCCCAACACACAGUGAAGCUCACUUGGAAACAGACAUUCCUUGUCUGUAUUGGAUUGGCCGAUCGGAGAGAUUAUGGUCCGAAAGAAGAUGAAGAACACGAUGAAGAUGUGGAGAAGAGAAACUCGGAAAAUUCUUUCUACACAACCCAUGAAGAAGAAGAGGAACAAGAGAUUGAAACUGAUGGUGAGCUUAGAAACCUUUUACAUCCGGAAAGAUACGUGCAUAAUGGAAGAGUUCGCUCCGGUGGCACGCAGACGCACUCAGCUUCGAGAUCUCCCAAGCCGUCUCGAUCGCCGAGAUCUUCAAGAUCGCCAGGACUGCUUGUGACGCAAAGAGAUGACGAUGAUGAUGUCAGUGCCCGAGACGAGUCUUUCCAAACAGCUUCCAGAGGCUCCUCUAAUCGCUUGCAUCCAAAUGAUGGAUCUGAUACAAGCUCGACCCCUCGUUCUGGCUCAAAUCGGGAUAUCAUGACGCCGAUUGCCGAGAUCUCCGAUUCUUAUAAAGGAUCACCAAAAGUAUCGCCCCAUCCAAGGAUCACAGAGAACCCAGCCUACUACUACAAUCGGUCAUCACGAGAAGAAUUUCCGAGAGAUGACGCUGAGUCGAGAAGCUCCGGUAGCUCAUCAGUCUCCCAAUCGCACUCACUGCCACCAGGUGUUGAGAUUAGAGAAGGAAUGCUUGCUGGUCCGUCCUCUCGAACAUCAUCUCGAUCCGAUACCAGCUAUCAAAAAGCAGCUCAUUCGUUGCUAGAGCCAGUACUAGCAAAUGCUAGAAAAAGAAGUGACGAGGAGUACCUGCCUCGUCAACCCGACUUCUACAGUUUUGACGAACCGUCACCGGCUCGAGAACGAAUGCAAACACCAUUGGUUCAAUUGUAUGCAAAUCCGCAUAACAGCUACACAUCGGCUAUGAUGAGUCCAAUUAUGGCUGAUUACUCUUUACUUGGUGGAGUGACCACAGAAGAUAGUGAAUCGAAUGAUGAGCACACGCAUUUACUCCCAAUGACAACAAGCAGUGGCAGCUCUGGAAAGAAUCGAAUGAAGACAUCGACCUCGUCCGGCAUGAGACCGCCAAGAUUCCGUAUCUCGACAUCGCCUCCGAGAAAGCGCUUGGAAGAGGAUUCCGACAGCUCAGCGCGACGCUUCGAGAUGCGAAUAGACGAGGAGGGUGCAGGGAGAAAGCAGAGUCGAUCCGGUGAAGAGAGACGAACAUCGAGGGGACGAAGUACACAAGAUCGAUCACCGAUGUCACCCGAAAGAAGUCCCGCCACGAGUGGUUCUCCAACAAAACGAAACGUCACUCAUACGAUUGUU